GUGUCCGCAAUUGCGUCAGUGCUGUCGCUUCGUUCGUCUACGCGCCGGCAGCAUGGUGGCGCCACGGCGGGUCAUCACCGUGCUGCUCUUCGGUGCCGCCGCGCCGGCCGCGGCGUUUCAGCCGGCCCGCGUGAGCUGCCAGCAGCGACACAGAGUUGCUGUCUGCAGCACAAUUGACAACCGCCGGCGCUCGCGCAGCGACAACGAGGCGAGCGAGGGUUUAGGAAUCGUCAACGUGCCAGUCACGGAGGACGCUAUCAAAAUGGCGAAGGACAAGCUCGAAAGUCGUUCCGGCUCGGUCGCCUCCGCCGCGACGGCCUCCGCCGUCGCCGCUGCCGCCGCGGCAUCCGACGCUCUCCCCGAUGUUGGGUUUGAUCCUUGGUCUCCCUUCUCCUGAAAUUCGUGUUGUUUAUAGUCGAAAUCUUAAGUAUCAUUCGUUUCGCA
This is a messenger RNA of Pelagomonas calceolata, 444 nucleotides long. The record is from the annotation of a GenBank genome assembly. NCBI's taxonomy places the organism in Eukaryota, Pelagophyceae, Pelagomonadales, Pelagomonadaceae.